AUGGCUUUGUCUUCCGACACCACGGACCACGCCGCCGCCGAGGGCCUUCAGCGUUCCCCGUCGCCACCAGCGCCGACGGCCGACAACGACGCCGCCGCUGAGGGUCUUCGGCGGCGUGAGCCCUCGCCACCCUCGGCCGCCGACCCGGCCGAGCGUCACAACCACCGUCCCCCGUCGCCGCUCACGACGGUCGACCACGACGACGACGUCGAAAACGGGACGAUCCGGGCGCCCCGCGCCGCGCCCCACCGUUCCAACCUGCAGCCCACCAAGGGCUGCCUCAAGACCCCCAACCCGCCGGGCGAACGUGCGGGGGCCAGGAGCGGCGUGACCUUUGCGGCGGAGCACCGCUGCGUGGUCACGGGGAGGCCCGUCACGCCCCAUCCCAGGGACCGCGCGCGGUGGCAGGCAGGAACGCUGGCGGAGCGGCAGGCCCAGCGGGAUCGGAGGAGGCGGCAGCACGCACGGCGCCGCGGGACCGGGCUGCCGCUGCACACGUCGAGGGCGAUGGGGCGGCUCCGCCAGGAGGAGGGGUGGGUGGGAGGCACGGCCGGGUCUGCCACUGGCGGGGGGAGCGACGCCGUAACGGUGGAGGAGGGUGUUGAAGCCGAAAGCGCGGCCGUCCUGGCCGUGUGGACGGACUUUAACACUGGUUGGAACAAGCGGGACUGCCCGAUUUCCAACAAGGGCGACCGUGCGUCCCACCCGGCCGUGCUUUCUUCGCGGCGGCAGCCACCCGCGGCUUAA
Messenger RNA from Chaetomium fimeti, 747 nucleotides. RefSeq lists its product as uncharacterized. The coding region runs from base 1 to 747 and encodes 248 amino acids. The record is from RefSeq and is a predicted model, not a curated record. The transcript has a single exon. NCBI's taxonomy places the organism in Eukaryota, Fungi, Ascomycota, Sordariomycetes, Sordariales, Chaetomiaceae.